Cuscuta campestris is the source of this 932-nucleotide messenger RNA. The record is from the annotation of a GenBank genome assembly. Lineage: Eukaryota; Viridiplantae; Streptophyta; Magnoliopsida; Solanales; Convolvulaceae.
GAAACUUCCGUUCAAAGGGAUGGUGUGUUUAGACAUGCCAACAAGAUGGAACUCAACCUUUGCAAUGUUGGAAUCCGCACUGCGAUUAAAACGAGCUUUCAAGCGGAUGGAACAGGAUACAACGAGUUCAUAUCUAGCAUAUUUCAAUGAAUCUGAAGAGGAAUUUGAUGAAGAUGGAAAUGUGAUUGUGGCAAAGAAAGGGAAUAAGAAAGUUGGGCCGCCUCUAAACAAAGAUUGGGAUAACUGCGAGGUCUUUGUGAAUUUUCUUAUAGUCUUUUAUGAGGUGACUCUUAGAGUUAGUGCUUCUCUAAAGCCAGUGGUUCACACUACACUGCAUGACAUAAUUGCAAUUGAGCAAGUUAUGGCUAAUAUGUUAAAUGUACCUAUUGAAAGUGCAAGUGAUACUGAUUUAUUGAUGGUAGAAGUGGGCUUAGCAAUGAAGUCUAAGUACAACAAGUACUUUGUGGAAGCUAAGACUACUCAAAUCAAGACACUUCUCUUUUCCAUGUACGAAGCGUAUGAAGAAGAAGUUCAAGGCAAGAACCACUUGAAGAGAAAGAGAUUAGAUGAAAACACCAACGAUCUUGUGAAAAGACAAAAGGCUUUAUAUAAAGUUGGGAGUAGCACAAAGUUGGAGUUUUAUGAAGCAAUUGAAACAGAAUCAGCAAGUGGAAGGGAAACAUACAGAGUCUAGCUGCCUACCAUUUGCUACAGUGCCACUCAGUCACUCACUCUCUUGUCAUUUUGUUUUUUAGCAAUUAUAUUUUAGGCUUUAGCAUUUAUUUUUUGAAGGUUUUGUUGUGCUAAAGCUAAAUUAUUAACUAUGAAUGACUGUUUUUGUUGGCAGUGAACAAGUGUGCCUAUGAAAUUUAUUGAGAUUGGCAGUAACUUAUAUUUUUUGGCUUUAAUAUGAAUAUAAGUGACCUAUGGAU